AUGCCCGCGAACCACGCUGCGCAUCGUGUCGUUCUCGGUCUCGUACCUGCCGCUGGCUUUGCGGUAAUCGCGACGCGGGCAAACCUAGCUGCGCCACUUUUCUAUCAAGCUCGCUGUCUCUCCCUCUCCCCUCCCGACGUCAUACCUAUCACGAAACGCCGCACAUCUGCUUUCGCAAAACAAGUAUUGCCGCAGAGAUCGCCCCAAUCCGCGACCAUGUCCAUGAAUGAGAAUGUCGGUCAGCUAUUAGACGUGAUCUGCUACCAGCUGGACAAGGAAGAAGCUACAAAGCUCCUGGCCAUCAGCGGCAAGAAUCUGCAAGCAGCCGUUCAGAAAUUCUACGACACAGAUAUAGAAAGUCUCAGAAGUCUACUGCGUGACUCCCCGGCCACAUGGGACGAGUCGGCGUUUGGUGCGGGGAGGUACGGAGACAAUGAUGCCACUCUUCCCACAUUCAUCGCAGCUUUCAAUAUUGACUAUGCACCAGGUUUCGAGAAUUACCCCCACAGCACCGGCCAUAGCAGGGCCCCCACACGUCCUCCUUCGCGAACGAGCCAACACUCCGCCCUCUCUACACACGCUGGGGAUGCGCCAAUGCAGAGUAUCGAAGGUCCCCAGGAAUCGGGCGUCGUGGGUAACGCGAAUACAGUCUUUGGGCCUGCUACCCAGUCACACUACGAAGCAUCACAAUGGGCUAUCGUUCCAACGGCCACAGAGGUCAUAGCAGACCCUACACCGAGCCAACGGCAGCGCGAAGAAGGCCAGCCUGCGAUUUUGAAACCCUCGCCCAAUUUCAACCACCUUCAGUGUCUCAUCCCAAUCCUACAUUCGAUACCGCAGUUCCGAAAUGCACUCCUUAGCCCGGGUGUGGUGGCUACAGAUUACUGGGUUGGCGAAGAUUGGUGGAGAGGAGUUGCGUCGCCAUCCGCGCGCAUCAUUGAUGGGUCAAAGGGCCUUGCUGAGAUGCAUGGUUUGGAUAUUCUCUACGAGGCGCAGCGCUUGAUGGCCUUCCUGGACAAUACUGACAGGAUAUACGGAUCAGUCGAUGCGCUCUUGAGCAUGGAUGCUUGGAAGGAAUCAAGGCCAGCAGGCCUCGAGGACGAAGAUGAUGAUCUGCUCAAGUUUUUAUUGCUCUGGGGAUUCGCCUUCCAGACGCAAGUUCCGGAUGCAGAACUCAACGGCUCUUUGCGUUCGGUCGUCAAUGUUGCAGGUCAGCAUGUGGAGAACUUCGUUCUCGAUGGCGCUGUUACGCGGCAUUCGUCAAGGCCAGAUGUGAGCGUCUAUGACGUGCUGGAUGAUACCCUCUUCUCAGGCAAUAACGGAAGCGCGCACUUGGUCGAGCCCAGCAAUGUUCUCAUCCUUCGACUGACGUCUUCGACGACCAAUGCGUCUGACAUAGGCUGCCGUGUUCCAGCGACCGUGUAUAUUGAUCGAUAUCUGGAGAAGAAUAAGCAUAUCAUAGAAAGCAUGUACUCUGACAUGCAGCAGCAUGAGGAACAGCUGGGGCACAUCAACAACCAAGUGGAGAGACUAAAGUAUCACACACCCGCAAGGCCCGGAGCAAGACGUGUGGAAUCGUUGAAGCUGCUGGAGACUAGCAUCAAGGCGUAUCAGCCGCGUACCAAUGGCUCAGAUUCUGAAUCUCGGGAUGCUGAAGUUCUGGCUCAGUUGCAACACCUAUAUCAGAGCAUCGAGAGCAAGCUUGCCAUCCUCGAGGAGCAAGCACAACAAAUCCAAAAGACCCGAGACAGCAUAUGCGCUCGCUUCAAACCCAUUAUCGACGACGGCGCGGACAUUGUCAUGGACGCCACAGCCACCGACUUCCCAGAAGGCCAGUCCCCACAGGAUGCCAUGCAUCGUCCUUACAAACUCUGGGGCGUUGCAACCCGGCGCGACGUCGUGUACCUGCUUCACCCGGACAUCACGUCCGACGUUCCAGACGCACAACAGUGGUGGCGCAUGCAAUACGAUACCGAAUCCGUCAGCCCAGUCAUCAUGCGCGAUCGCCUCAGCUUGCAAGACGUACUUGAGCGUGCCACGACGGAAUCCGCAACUGUGCUCCUCGUAUAUGCCAAUGAAGCCGCCACAACAUCGGAACCCGCACCCCUCUCCAAACCCCUACUGGAAUUCGUCAAAAAGGAUAAUUUGAAUUUCCUCGAGGAGUUGCAAAAGACUUCAAAGGGCUGGGAGACGUAUGGUGAAGACUACUCAGCCACAGCAGGGGAUUGGGACAAGGAUGCACUUCCUCCAGACUACGGCAGUCAAGAGUACAAAGACGACGAUUGGAACAAUAUGAGCGCGAGGGAAUUUCACUCUCACGGGCACGGCCAUGGUGUAGGUGUGGGGGUGGAUGAUAACAUGAGUUCUGCAACGCUGACGCCGAAUACCGAAGUCGAGGAGGCGGAUGGCAAGCCCGAAAUGGACACGGGCGUGGUGAUGAGAGAGAUGGUCGAGGUUGGGGCCGAAGGCGAUAGGGAGUUUAAGCGCAGGAGGGAGAGUAGCGAGACUAUUGGGGAGGAGCGGGGCGAGCGCGCGAGGGAGACGAGGGGGGAUGUGGAGAUGCGGGAUGGAGAGGUUGAGCAGAGGAAGGGCGGAUGA
Messenger RNA from Plenodomus lingam JN3, 2598 nucleotides. The record is from RefSeq and is a predicted model, not a curated record. Lineage: Eukaryota; Fungi; Ascomycota; Dothideomycetes; Pleosporales; Leptosphaeriaceae.